Molecule: messenger RNA, 1710 nt
Organism: Malus domestica (apple)
Lineage: Eukaryota; Viridiplantae; Streptophyta; Magnoliopsida; Rosales; Rosaceae
Product: phytolongin Phyl2.2
Cellular component (GO): membrane
Source: RefSeq, a predicted model, not a curated record
AUCUCCGAACUCAAUGAAUUAGGAGGAAAGGAUCCAAAGAGAAUCCCUUUCCCAAGGGAGAGAGUUGCAAGAAUGGUUGCUGCAAAUUGAAGGGCACAUCCUUAAUAAAUCCUUCCAGCGAGGGCACUUGGAUUACAAGCAGCCGUUAUUCCGUUUCUUUUUCCCUUCGCUUCCCACGCAUUCCAACAGUUGAUUCCUCCCUUCAAUCGGAGGAGUUAUUUUACGCACACAGAGAUUUCUGCAUUUCCAGAGAGAGAGAAAGAAACAAAAGAAAAUCCAAUCCUCCGGGAAAUGUUCUAGAGAGAGAGUAGCAGAGAAACUCAUAAGAAACGUUUCGAAGUCGUGGGGGAUUCGAAAGAUUCGAUCUUUCCGAAUCGAACACCCACGAAACGACUCAGAUUUAGCAUGCAAAUCCUCUGGGACUCGAUUCCGAAUCGAAAUCCCAUCUUUCUUUUCAUCCAUUGAAUCUCCGAUUGAAAAGCUUGAAAUUUUUCGGCUUUGUUGGAAGAACAAAUCGAUGAUUUCGAAUCCAAAUCUGAUUUUCUACGCCUGCAUUGCCCACAAGGUCACGAUUCUCGGCGAGUUUUCGAAAGAGCCGGGUCUCGGAGACUUAGCGCAGCAAUGCGUGGAGAUAGCCCCUCCUCACCAUUCCAUGUUCACUCACACCGUAAGAAAAAGAACUUACAUUUUCUCAAUUCAUGACCCUUUUGUGUAUUUCGCUAUCUACGAUGCUGAUCUCGAUCAAUCCGAGGCGCUUUCGUUCUUAAACCGGUUGAAAUCGGAUUUUGAGGAGGUUAGUGGAAGUGGGUCGAUCUUGGUUCGGGAUAAUUUUGCCCCCAGUUGCUUGCAAGUCCAGUUCGAUUCGAUUAUUCAGAAAAUAAUGGCCUCGGACUCGCCCAAUUCACCGGCAGCCAGUCGGAAUCUGAGCUUGAGUGCGAGUAAAGGGAAGAACAUGGUGCUGACACCACUGCUUGGGAACAAGCCGAACGGAGGUUUGAAGAAGAAGAAGAAGAGGUUAUCUGGAGAGGUUAAUGGCGAUCUUUGCAAAGAUGUGACUGCAAUGGAGAAGAAGGUGGAUGUGUGCGACGAUGCUAAUGGCUGCGGGUUUAGGGAUUUUUCGUUGCCAACGCAAAAGAGUGAUCCUUUGCAUUCGGGUGACCGCCAAAAGGCCAAGCAAGUUUGGAGGAGGCAUGUUUGGGUGGUUUUGAUGCUCGACUUGUUUGCUUGCGCCGUGUUGUUUGGGAUUUGGUUGUGGGUUUGCAGGGGAUUCAAGUGCCUUGCCAGUUGAAUUCCGGGGGAUUUUGGAAGGUUUCGAUGUUUCCGUGUUGUAUUGUGCUUGACUGCUUGUGCUUCGAAGAUGGUUGACAAUUCUGUGACAUUACAAGCAAGCACUCGGAGGGGUAAGUUGGCGAAAUCAAUGCGUUCGCAGGCUCUGCUUCGAUUGUGUACCGGUAACUGUCUCCUCAGCCCUCCCGGUGGCUUCUUGUACGUAUCUUAAGUUACAUUUUGUGUUAUACAAUUAGCGAUAAGCGUUUCCAAGUACUGCAUCAAAUUGUGUAUACUUACAGAUGAUUACUAUGCCGGCAUUGUGUUUAGUUUCCUUCCAUUGUUUUCAGUUGAUGUUGUAAUUUCUCAGAUGUCUUGAUAUUUGGUUUUACCAGUAGAAACUGUUUGUUAGCUUUAACGGAAUUUGUUUCUGUUUCUGGAUUU